CAAAGGUGUUGUUACUGGGUGGUGCGGGUUUUUUGAUGUCUUUCGACCUUCAUCGGCAUUUCGCUCGUAAAUUUUAAAGAUGAGCAAUUUCCCAUCUUUGGAGUGUCGAUCACUUAAACGGAAAGAACACUACCCACCAGAUGUAUAUUGCCAAAGAAUUGAGCAGAAAGAAGAUUUGAUGUGUGAAGACUUUGUGAAAGAUGGCUUCAAAUAUAUGAAACCUGUACGUGACGAGUAUGAAUCAUGUAAAGAGGAAAGUCGAUUCCUAAGUUCAGAAGCCGUAUGGAAUUCUUACUACAAUAUUAUGUUGAAAAAAUUUGAAUGCUCAAACUUCCAAGACUUCAAAAAACGACAAACGACAAAUAUUCGUGAUUCUGUUAUUCCAGCUAUUGAUAUGUACAAAGAACAGGUUUGUGACUGGUUUAAGGAGCUUUCUAACAAUGUGUCCCUUCAAAACCUUGGGCGUCGUGUUCCAUUUUUCAAAGAUAAAGAGGAGAGCUUACAUGAACUACUCAUAAAUAAAGUUCCUAUAUCUCGAGCCUUGUGGUUCGUCAAUAUGAGUAUCAUCCAGUCAACGGCGGUUGCUGAAACUGCGAAGAAAAAGCCUAGGGCUCCACAAGAUCCAACCGCUGAUUGGUCAUCUACUCUAUGUCGCAUGCUGUCACGGACAUUAGAGCCUAUAUAUGCACCGAUAAAGCAUAAUGAACUUGUAGCGUUGUAUAAUGAUUGGGACUACCUUUUCUCCCUGCUUAUUGGCAUGUACGACGCAGACAUUGCAGAUCACUGGGAAGUCAUUAUAUGGUUGAUUAAAUUGGUGGAAAAUGUUCAUGAACAAAUUCGAGGGCAUGUAUCACCUCAAUCUGCUGGUUUGUCACCUCUGAAUAACUCUUCACAUUCUGUAAAAUGUGUGUCUGACUUCCCGCUUAAGUUCAUUUUGCAUUACCUUGUAAAGUUUGGUCGGCGAUUCACUGAAAGUGAACUUUUAAUUCGGAGGUUGCUGUAUUGGUGUUGUACCACAUUUGCAGAUGUUGUUUUGACUUGUACAGGAUCCGAAUUUACGCCUUCAGCUUCGACAUUGCAAGGCAUUUUAAAUGAGUAUAAAGAAUUAAACACAUGCCCUCUGCAUCGUCAUAUUUCACUAUCAUUGAGCAGUUUGAUCACAUUCAUUAUCCUAAGCUGUCCAUCAGCUGCUGUAUGGAAUCCACUUCCUUUUAAUACUGAACAUGCUUACUUCAAGGGGUCGCCGCUUGAUCAUAUUCCUCAUUCAUUAAUAGCACUGCCUUUACCACGGGGUGAGGAAUCAAUAUCAGUACGCAAAUGCUUGUCCGAAGUUGAGGAGAAUAUAAUAAGACGAAGCCAGCUGGCUGAAUCUGGUUGGCUUAUUGAACCAAGUUCAGCAAACAAUGGUGAAAAUGUUGAACGUCUUGUUCGCCUGUUGGAGAUAUUAGAUCGUCAUGAAUAUCAUCUUGUUCGUGAACCUAAUCCAAUAGAGUCAUUGUAUAAUCGUAUAUUCAAUGAUGAUGCUAUCCAUGAGGAUACAGCCACAGUUGUAACAACAUUGUGUGAAUGGGCUGUAUCACCAUAUCGUAUUGGAAUUUAUCGGUCAAUAAUUGUUGCAUGUUUAUUAGAACAGUUCAAAAAUACAUUUAUUGGCAGUGCUAUCAUGGCGACUACUACUACUACUACCACUGGUAUUGUUACGACUGCUCCUACUACUAAUAAUAACGGCAAUACACUAGUACAGUCAACAGCAACAACUACAGCUCCUACUGUCAACAGUAACAUUAAUCCUAAUACUACCUCCACUAAUACGGCUAAUAAUAAUACUAAUGCCAACAGCAAUAAUAUGGCUUCAGAAGCCUAUCAAUCAUUACAAGAAACACUGAUUAAAUUUUUAGACAAUUGUACUGCACAACUACCAUCAUUCAAUGGAGAACAAUCAUUAAUUGAAAAUGAUUUAAUGCGUAAUCUUGUCUGUUUGUUCUCUGAGUUAAUUGAUCGUGAAGUAUUUGAUCAUGAUAAUUAUGUCAGACAUUUCAUUGCACGCGGUGUCUUUGACACAAGUCUUCAUCCAUUAGCAGUUGUCGAUAAUCCCCUUCAAAAUAAACUCAAUACAUCAGGCAAUCCAUUAUCGUGUGGUAAUAAUAUGAAUCAGUCUGUGAAUACACCGACAAGUGUGACACGUUCCACGAAUACAACUACUUCAACAGCAUAUCAUUUACAGUCAGCAGCUCAACAUUCGGUGAAAUCAGAAAUUUCUGAAGAUAUGGAUCGUUAUAGUAUGGAUAAUCCUGAUUCUGUACGCUCUGAAUCUGGUAUAUUAUCGAGUGUUGUAAAUAGUUCUUCAGGGAUAACAAUGACUACAGCCAGUCUUCAUCAUACAACCUCCACUAUAGGUAAUCGUUUAGUGAAUUCAAAUCAAUCAGGUCAUUUGCAUUAUCUAAUUCAAUUCCCUAUACCACAAGAUGAAAGUUAUGCACAUGAACAGAAUCAACGCUUCCAAUUAUUGUAUGGUUCUGUUCGAUCACGUGAUCGGGCAAGAUAUCCUAUUCGAAAGUUGGUACGUGAUAUUUGUAAACUGUUUACUAAAAAGAUUUAUCUAAUCGAUGUUUUUCACGGUGAACUUGGUAGGCGUAAAAAGAGUAAGGAUAGAGAACGUGAAAAGGACAACACCAGUAGUAGUAAUAGCAGUACUAACAACAGCAAUAGCGGUACCAAUAUGGGAACAACAGCGACCGGGUCAACAACAGCAACAACACAGUCUACAGCUUCAAAUGCAGUUGGAACACCGGGGAGUACAGGUGGCAGUGGAUCUGGACAUCGUACAACAAAUGAUGAGACAAGAUCAAUUGAUGAACUUCAUGAGGAUAUAAUGAAACGUUUUGUUAAUUUAUCAUUUUAUGAUAUGGAAUAUGUACUGUCACAGUGUACACCAGUUUUUGUAAAAAUGCUUAAUGGAUCAAAUUGUCAUUCAAGUUCCAAUGCACCAACUGAUGACAGUGUUAAUUCAACAGUUAAUACAAACUCUCCGUGUUCUGCAUCCACUCUGACUGCUAAUCAGAAUAAUAAUAACAAUAACAGUAAUAAUACCAAUAAUAGUAAUAAUCUAUCUAGUGUUAACAGUCAAUUACCAGUCAGUGCAUCUAAUGUUCAGCAGUCACACAUUUAUAUGCCUGUACCAAGUUCAAUUUUCCUAUUUUUUGAAUUAAUUGAAACAUCAUUGAAUAUUACAUCGCUGAUAUUGACUGUUAUUGAUACAUUGGAGCGUUUAAAAAUCCUAUUUGAAAAUCGUACACAUUUUAUGACAUUGUAUAUGUCAUCUUUAUGCCUUAGAGCAGUAGGCAUACUACAACGUUAUCAAAAUGUAUUAUUUACAAUGGGUGAUAUAUCUAGUCGAUUAUUUCCAACACUGAUUGAACAAGUUCGACAAGUGAAAGAACCAACACAAUGUGGACCACUUGAACGGUGUAUUCUAAUCUACCUGAAUGAUUUAUUUACAUCGAAUGUUGUUAUAAAAACACGUUUUUCUCCAAUCUAUGGUAAAGCUCAUCAAAAAGUCAAUGCACUGUUACGUCGUGUUGAUCCAAAUGAAGGUAUGGGACAAUUUGACGCGGAUUAUGCUAAUGAUUUAUUGGCGACAACAUCUAUGGAUAAUUUAACAUCAUUUCGAGCCUAUGCUGAAGAUUUACGCCUUAAACCAGAUUCACGUUAUAGUUUUGUAUGUAAAGCUAUUAUAUGGAUAUGUCAAGCAAAAACACCUGAACGUGUUAAUUAUUUAUGCGGUUUAUGCGCUGAAUUAACUUCUCAGUGUAGUGAACUUACUCCAGAAUGGCUUGGUGCUUUCUAUGCUAUACUAGCACCACGUUCCUAUGUACAUGGUUAUCAGCCUUUAGUGAGUACUAUUGAACCAAAUCAAGUAUGGAUAUAUGAUAAUUUGAGUUCAUUGAUUGGUACACUAUUGUCAAGAUACUGUUUUACUAUUUCAGAUUUUUUACGUUUAGUUAUAUGUCCAGCAAUGGCUCAAGGAUUGGAUGAUGUUAGUCAACCUGUAGGCGCUCAGCUAGAGUCAAUCAUUUCUCUUGCUUGUCAUAUUCUGCAUCGUUUAUUUACAGCUGAGUCAACGGUCAGCUCAUUACAGACUACAUCUAGUGUAUUGACACCAACUCCAGAGGUGAGCACAUCCACUAAUACCAGUACUACUACUACUACUAAUGCUCCAAAUAGUAGUGGAAAUCCUGACACCUUGUUAAAUCCAUCACCACCUCCACCUUUUCGUAUUUCUGAACCAUUAUUACUAACCGCGGCUUUACAAAAAGUCACUUCAGAGUUUCUAGUUGAUGUACUUAAAAUGCUUAUUGUACACAGUGAUAAAGCUUCUGUAGAAAAUCAAGCACCAGGAAGUUUACAAGGCGAAAAUGCUGAAGAGACAGUAGACGGUGAUGGAGAUGAUAACGAUAAUGAUGGUGACGGGGAAGAUGACGAUGAUGAUGAUGGCGUUGGCAAUUCAAAUGAUCGUGACGGCGAUGACGAUGAGGAUGGUGAGUUGACAGACAUUGACUCUGAAGGUGAUACAACAUUCAGAAGUGCAACGCGUAAACGUAUUAAAGCUCCGCAACAAAAAGCGAAUAAAUCAAAGAAAUCUAAACGUCGUCGACGUCGUCAACAUAAUCGUAAGGCAAUUUCACAAGUUCAUCAUGUUGUACAAAGAUUUCUAGAACAGGACAUUUUACCGACAAGUACAGAAUUGCACUCUUUACCGUUAAAUGCUUUAACACAAUUAGUACUACGUGAAAUAUGCACUGUACCAUGGGUACGUGAACGUUUCCACCAAAUGACUCCGAAUCAGUUGAUACGUGAAAAUGUAUUGAUUGAUAAGAAUUUCUCUCAAAGUCAAGCUAGACGUCUUCUACACAUCAUCUAUUGGCCGUAUGAUUUAUCAUGGACAGAUAUAGCUUCAACAUCUGAAGGACUGUCUGGUGCAAUGUGUCAUGUCCUACGUGAUUUAAAUAUAUGGACAUUAAAAUGUGCACAAAUGGAAUUCCAGCUAUUAUAUGCUCAAAUAUCAUUUUCACAACAAGGUGAAGUACUCGGCUAUUUAGCACAAUCAAUAGUAAAAGGAUUUCAAGCCCAGGUGUCCAAUUGGCUUGAUUCUAAUAAUUGUGGAAAUUUUCAAGAUGGAUCUAUAGGACAUGUAGAUGGUUUGCCAAGCAUUGAAUUAGGCGAUAAUGAUCCCGUGUGGUUGUUACCAGCACUAAUUGCCAAAUUACCGAAAUCACUGAAAGUGCAGAUUAUCAAAGUUACAUCAGAGAUACUGAAAGGUAUAAAACAUUUUUGGAAGCAUAAAAAUGAUGAAGAUAAAGAAAGUGUACUGCUACAAAAUUCUAUUCUCUUAUCACAUCCAACAUUUUUAUUAUUAUUACAAGUCUGUUUACCGGAUGCAGACUUUCUGAUUGAUUCACUGUAUGAACAAAUCGAGUAUUUUGUAUUGAAUGCACGUGAUAUCGCUGAUCGUGUACCAGACAAUUUGCAUACUCGUCAAAUAGUUCAACAAUGUUUAAAAUAUCGUUUAAUAUUAGUUGGACAAAAAUUCCAGUAUAUUCAAUCCGAUCCAGAUAUUUGUACACGUUGGGCAACCCUAUUGGCUCAAUUGAUUAGUCAUGGUGUUACAGAGCCUGAGUCUAAUUGUUCCCUAUUCUAUAUGAUCUAUGAUAUGCUUCAAAUAUUAAUACAUACAUUGGCAGCACGUUCAGGCAUUGAAGGUAAACACUAUCAAUCUGUGGCUAAAAAGAUACGCCGUGAAUUAUCUGAACGUCCACCAUGUUCAGGCAUAGAAUAUAUUCGUCCAUUAUUGCUAUUGACUAAAGGUGCAUAUACAAUAUUUGUCACUGGACAGUCGCGUCAAUCUUCCCGUGGUGGUUCAUCGAAUUCAGCAGGUAGUGGAUCCUUAGGUGGUGCUGGUGGUUGUGGUGGUACAGGCAGUGGUUCAAUCGGUAAAAUGGGCGGUAAAGGCGGUGGUUCCGGUGGAAGUGGUAGUGGCGGCAAGUCAAGUAACUCAAAAGGCGCCGGUGGCAAGUCUAGUGGACACAGUCUGUUAACAGGAGGAGGAGGAGGAGGCGGCGGCGGAGGGCAUCAUUCCAGUCAUGCAGGUGGUCGAAAUCAACAGAAUAAAAAACGUGGUUACAUGUUACUGGGGAAAGAACGUUUUACACCAUGGGAGAUCUAUGACCCGAGUAAACAGCCAUUACUCUUGUCUAUGCAUGGUGCAGUGCACACAGAAGCGGUGUUGUCACGUGUCGAAGAGCAGGCGAAUCGUUUAAUACGUCAUGAACACUUUUAUAAAAUAUCUCGUCCACGUGAUUUUUAUAUGGUGCCUAUUUAUCCAGAGACGUUGGAAAAGAGCAAUGCUGCCGUUGGUGUUGUCGACAGCAAACAAUCCGAUAUUGGUGGUGAACACGAAAAUGCAAGUAUUAUGAGAACAAUAAAAACAGAGAAUCUUAGCAUCGAUAGCAAUACUACUAACAACAAUGCUGUUAUGAACAAUAUAUUUAAUAAUAAUAAUAACAGUAAUAAUAGCAGUAAUCCUGUCAAUUCAAUGGGUGGAGAGUCACACAUGCUAUCACUGAAUGAUAUUGUACAAAUGCCGGAGACAAAUCUGUCUGAAUGUCAAAAUCAAUUUAUGCAACUUCGUAAUUCAAUUAAUAACAAUAGUAAUAAUAACAGUAAUGCUACUGCGAUUAGUAGCAGUAAUAGUAUCAAUAAUCACCCUAGCGGUGGUGUUCUCUACGAUCAAAAGCAUAAUACUUCUAUGCCGUGUCAUUCUACCAAUCUACCAAUGUUCAAUGAUACAGGUAAAUCUGUUAGUCAAAUCGAUUCUGACAUUAAUCCUAUGAUGAUUAUGUCAUCAUUAUCGUCAUCGCCUUCGUGUACUAACACUAUUACUCAUGGUGGGGGUGGGGGUGGUGGUGCUGCGAGUAAUAUCCAAUUGAUGCAUGGAAAAAUGACGAAUUCAAGAAAUGAUAAAAAUGAAUUAGUCGACAAUUUAUCGUUGAACAAUCAGAUGCUGAUGAAUACAUUUAAGUCGUCGGUAGCAGGAGGAGCGUUGACAUCUAGCACUGGUUUGCCGACGUCUAAUUCACACCUCCACCAACAUCAUCAUCAACAACAACAGCAACAACUUUAUUCUCAUCAUUUGCCAAAUCAACAACAACAACAGGUACUUCUGAAUUCAGAGCCGACUCUUCCAUCAGGUCGUAAACUUCAUCAGUCACAACAGAAUCUUAUGAAUGAAUAUGCUAGUUUAAAUGAACUAGAACAAAGGCCUAUCGGUAUAAGUCAUCCAGGGCAUAUGAACACAAUCAAUUAUCCUCCUACGCAUCAUGGUCAUGGUCAUGGUCACCCAUUAGAGAUGAAUAUGCAUAAAGGUAAUAAAAUGAUAAAUAUGGAGUAUAAUGAACGAAUGCUACCGUCUCAGUCUUCGACAGUAUCAUCUCAACAGCAACAACAACACAUCCAACCACCGCCAUCAGUCGCUCCGAUACCACCAUCGGCGAAUGCCGCCACUAUUUUACACCCACCGAUAAGUAAUACAGCAAUACAUGUCCCACCACCACCACAACCACUGACAACAACAAUUACCACUACAACGACAACAACAACGAAACGUAAACGUGGAUCUGGUCGUCGUGGUGGCGGUGGGAGUUUGGCUUCAUCACGUUCUACUGCUGCUGGUGGUGGAAACAGUACACGUGGUGGUUUGCAUGCCACUGCUGCUGGUCCAAUGAAUGUAAACUAUGAACGUGUUGUUGGCAAUAAUCCGUCGGUGAAUUUAUACGCAUACAAUGUGAAUAAUUCAGAACAAUUAGGUGAUUCAAGUCAUCAAUGGAGUGGUAAACAGAAUGUUUUUAAUAUGAAUUUACUUGAUAUACAGUCACAACAACAACAACAACAGCAACAUCACCAUCAACAACAACAAAGUCAUGUACAACAGUCAUCCUCAUCUACACGUGGUCAACAACAACAUCUGGCAAAUUUAAGUGGCUUCUUACGUAAUCGUGCUCAACAGCAACAACUGCAACAACAACAACAGCAGCAGCAACAACAACAACAUCAGCAGCAGCAACAUCAUCUUGGACAAUCCUACGGUGGUUCAAGUUUUAAUCCAAGUAAUCCAAUAUCUAUGCCACAUUCAAGUCAUAUGUUUGAUCAAUCUCAGUUAAGCGGUCAAUUCAACCCGUCAAAUAGUCAUUUAGUUGAAGCGCCUACUGGUUCAAUGCGACGAAAUAAUAUAACUACUACUAGUGGAAUUGUUGGUGGUAAUAUUUCUCGGUCUAUACAACAGUCAUCACAGCAUCAUCAAGUGUCAAACCAACAACCACCUCAUCAAAUUAUUGGUCAUACUAAUACUAGUACUACUGCUACUCCAGGUCCAUUACAACAAAUUCCACAAGGGGGGAUACCGCCUAAUCCCCCACCUUAUCCACUGUCGUCAUCGUCUAAUCAACCGCAACAGCAUACAUUUCGUAUUCCAUCAGAUGAUGCCUAUAAUAUAAUGAAUGUGAAUGAUACAAGUAUUGAUGAACAAUACAGACGACAGACAUUGAAUCCUGUAAUGAAUACUAUGCAGCACAGCCGCCGCACCACCAUCAUCACCAUCAUAAUCAGUCGAGUACAGUGUUAUCAUCACGUGCACAAGGCGGUGCUGUUGGUGGUUAUGAUUCAUCAUCAGGAGGAGGUCAAAUGCAAACUGAUGUACAACAUUUAUCCUAUAUGCCAGUACAGACUGAUUCACAAAUGAAUAAUCAAUCAAGAUUGCAUGCCUCACGUGUCAUUUCAUCAUCCCAACAACACCAACAACAAUCAGGGCAAUUGAUGCGACCUGAUAUGAUGAUUGCCUCAACAGUUAUUGAGACUGGUGGUGGUGGUGGUGGGGGUAUUGGCGGCAAUAUCCCAUUGUCUGGUAGUAAUAAUAAUAAUAAUAACAAUAAUGCUCAAUUAUCACAACAUGUACAGAAUAUACCUCAUUCCUCGUAUCCACGUUAUACUGGAUAUUAAUUAUCACCUGUUCUCUAUGUACAGUAUAUAUAUAUAUAUAUAUAUAU
This is a messenger RNA of Trichobilharzia szidati, 9098 nucleotides long. The record is from the annotation of a GenBank genome assembly. NCBI's taxonomy places the organism in Eukaryota, Metazoa, Platyhelminthes, Trematoda, Strigeidida, Schistosomatidae.